Molecule: messenger RNA, 849 nt
Organism: Letharia columbiana
Lineage: Eukaryota; Fungi; Ascomycota; Lecanoromycetes; Lecanorales; Parmeliaceae
Exons: 5
Coding region: 1-849 (282 amino acids)
Biological process (GO): regulation of mitotic cell cycle; protein phosphorylation
Cellular component (GO): nucleus
Molecular function (GO): cyclin-dependent protein serine/threonine kinase activity; ATP binding
Source: RefSeq, a predicted model, not a curated record
AUGCUUGAUGAGCUAAACGUCAAGUUCACUAUGAGUCAAGUCAAAUGCCUCUUCCGACAAGUUCUCGAAGGUAUCGACUACCUGCAUAGGAACGACAUCAUUCACCGGGAUGUGAAAAUGCAGAAUAUCCUGUUAACAGCGAAAGGUGUCCUCAAGCUUGCUGACUUCGGCAUGGCUCGUGCAUAUUCCACGCGACCUCUGACACCCGGAGUAGUCACUAUUUGGUACCGGUCGCCGGAGCUCUUGCUUGGCACAAAAUACUACAGUCCAUCCAUCGACCUAUGGUCUGCUGGGCUUGUGCUUGCGGAAUUGCUUCAAAGCGCUCCAUGCCUUACUGGAGAGACGCCUAUAGAGCAACUAUCCUUGAUCAUCAAACUCCUUGGCUCACCCACCCAAGAUGACCUAGCAGCACUGUCAGCUAUGGGAUGUCCUGAGCUCAUCCGUUGGCGCAGAGAAGGACUGGCGUCUGGCCGAGCCGACAACAUGGAUCGGAGAUUCCUGGCAAACACCUCGCCUGAGACUAUUAACUUCUUGAGAGGUCUGCUCAAAUGGGACCCCAAUGCUCGAUGGACAGCUGGGGAGGCCUUGGGAACUGGCAAAAGCCGACUCUCUGCAACGGCAGAGAAGUGGUGGAAAGAGAGCCCACGCGCUAUCGACAAGGAUUUACUCCCUACAUUCCCCGAAGUACGCAACGUGGAGAAAAUCCAGACUACGACGAACCGUGGUAGAGCGGAGGUGGAGAUUGCUGGGCGGGUGGGGAAUAAUAAUCCAGGGAGAGGGGAUUAUAUUUUUGACUUUAGCGAAGACAGCGAUUUGCGGAGGCCUGCAAAGAGGCCUCGGGCACGAUGA